Molecule: messenger RNA, 1385 nt
Organism: Camarhynchus parvulus
Lineage: Eukaryota; Metazoa; Chordata; Aves; Passeriformes; Thraupidae
Exons: 7
Coding region: 1-759 (252 amino acids)
Source: RefSeq, a predicted model, not a curated record
AUGGUGCUUGGCACUGUCCCUCUUUUCUCAGUGUCCCCUGUACCAAAGUUGUCUCAUUAUGCAAGUGCUUUGGUACAGCCUCAGCCCUUAGUGUUCAGAGGUGAUGUGGACUGCUCAAAACCAUCUAUAGUACAAGAACACUUCACUUUUUCUCAGACAAAUAAACCAACAGAGGAACAGUGGAGGGGAAAAAAGCAGUCACUCUCUGAACUGCCUACGCUAAGCCUUGGAGCAUUUGGUGAUCCUCUGGAAAUGCUGCUCUAUGAAAGCAUCUGGAAUCUCAGGGGACUACUGGAGUGGUUUGGGAGUCCUCAGAAAUGUCCCCUAGUUCAAGCACAGUUUAUACUACACUGGCCUUUAAACAUGAUGCUGUCUAGCUACACACGGAGUCGGCUGUUCUGGAAACCCCCGAGCAGACCCACUGCUGUCACCUGGCCCUGGCAGGAGAUUACUACUGAGCUUUUGCUAUCUGAGUUGCCCAUCCAUGCUGCUGUAUUGUCUUUGCUAAAAGAUGCUGUUAACCAACAACUAGGACCUCUACAACAGUACACAAGGAGGAUUGGUUUUAAGGUGACAACUAGCAGAGAUAACAUGACUGCUCUUAAUAGCAUUGCCACAAUUUCUGGCUAUGCCAUGUCCUUCUGUCCAUCUGUCUUGAGGGGUGUCUUGCAGUGCCACAGGGAAAAGCUGGUUUUGUUGAUAGUGCCAGAAAUUGGCAUCUUGGCAAGAGACUUGAAGAUAUUUAAAAUCCCUAAUUAAAGCCAGAUGCCCUUCUGGUAAAGCUCUCUUGCCUUCAUCAAAGGUUCUGGCCCAUGCAUGAUAACCUUUGAUAGCCUACUGAUAAAGAACUGAUAACCCCUUACUGAUAGCAAAAUCUUUUCCACACCAGAGCAAGAAGGGAGUGCAAUCUGAAAUGGCGGUGAGUAAAGGAAGGCAAUAAACAAACAAAAGACUAAUUGAUUUCUUCUACUUAGCCACAGAGCUAUGUCUGUUCAACCGCCCAUCUGGCCCCACGUCCUCUUGCUGUCACUUAUUGCUGUUGCAUGGUACUUCGGGAAAAACUUAAGACCAGAUCAUAUAACCAAUGUUUCCUUCCUGCAGAGCUUCUUUCCAGAUUGUGUCAACAUUUCAGGGAGUUUCUGCAAUAGAUGUAUCUUGGCCAUUAUGGGUAAUACCUAGUAACAGAUCUACCGUCUCCAAAUUGUCUAAUCCUUCCCUGAAUCCAGUUUGGUCUCCAGUAUCAGUGAGUACUAGAAUUUAAUUGUGUGCUGUGUGAAAUGCAGCGUGCUGAGAGUUACAGCCUUAGCCAGGGGGGUUCGUAGGUCCCACUUGUAUGUCCUGAGAGACUUGCUGUUGUGUGUAGUCCUAGAAUGUCUUCCUCAAUA